AUGGUGGCCUUGUUGCCGCUUGGUUUCUCCGCAGUGUUCUCCGCAUUUGCCUAUGCCGGUGGCUUCGUCUUGAUCACAGGCGGCUUGGUCGUAGCUUUCUUUCUUUACGAUGCCUCAACAUAUCGCGAGGAUCUGUCCUAUACCGAUAUACCAGUCUCGGAAAACGCUCUGGAGCCAAGAAGAGGAGGACCAAAAAACCUACCGAUAGCAGAGGUACUGGUGGAUGAUGAUGACUGCCCCGAGAAUUCAAAGCAGAAACACAAGCCAAAGUUGGUCCUCUUGGGUAGCGGUUGGGGCAGCGUAGCAAUACUCAAGACGCUGAACCCCGAGGACUACCAUGUCACUGUUGUGUCGCCCGUCAACUAUUUCCUUUUCACCCCCAUGUUACCAUCGGCCACUGUUGGUACGCUAGAGUUGCGCUCGUUGGUGGAGCCCAUUCGGCGCAUUGUGAGCCGAGCAAAGGGGCAUUUCCUAAAGGCCGAAGCAGUCGACGUGGAGCUGUCCGAGAAGCUUUUGGAAGUGGCACAGACCAAUGCACAGGGCGAAGAAUGCCACUUUUACCUUCCCUACGAUAAAUUGGUCCUUGGUGUUGGCGCUACCACCAAUCCUCAUGGCGUCAAGGGUUUAGAGAAUUGCCAUUUCCUCAAAGACAUCGAGGACGCGCGCUUAAUUAGAAACAAAGUAAUGCAAAACCUAGAGCAGGCUUGCAUGCCUACAACUUCUGACGAAGAACGUCGACGGCUGCUGUCCUUUGUUGUCAGCGGUGGUGGGCCUACCGGGGUGGAGUUUGCGGCCGAGCUAUUCGACAUGCUGAAUGAGGAUCUGGGCCGGUCGUUUCCCAAGAUCCUUAGGAACGAAAUCUCGGUCCAUGUCAUACAGAGCAGGGGUCACAUUCUAAACACAUACGACGAAGCUUUAUCAAAGUUCGCCGAAGCUAGAUUUGCGCAUGACCAGGUGGAGGUACUAACAAAUUCUCGUGUCAAAGAAGUACAGAAGGACAAGAUCCUUUUCAGCCAAAAGGAUGAAAAGGGAGAGACUGUCACCAAAGAACUUCCAAUGGGCUUCUGUCUCUGGUCCACCGGUGUUGCUCAGACUGAGCUUUGUAAAAGGAUCGCAGACAAAAUCGACGUUCAAACCAACAAACAUGCCUUGGAAACAGACACACAUUUGCGCCUUAAUGGUGCUCCGCUUGGCUCUGUAUACGCCAUUGGAGAUUGCUCCACAGUCCAAAACAAUGUUGCAGAUCAUCUCGUCCACUUCCUGCGCUCGAUGGCAUGGGAAAAGGGCAAGGAUCCCGAAAAGAUGGAAAUUACCUUUCCGGAAUGGCGCGAUGUUGCUCAACGAGUUAAGAAGCGCUUUCCACAAGCCGCAGAUCAUCUAAGGCGGCUUGAUAAGCUCUUUGAACAAUAUGACAAAGACCAAAAUGGAACACUAGACUUCGGCGAGCUUCACGAACUACUGCUUCAGAUUGAUUCGAAAAUCACUUCACUUCCAGCAACAGCGCAGCGCGCCCAUCAGCAAGGCCAGUAUCUGGGACGCAAGCUUAACAAAUUGGCGCAGGCGGCGCCUGGAAUGAUGGUCAACGAAGUUGACUAUGGCGAUUUAGACGAAGCUGUCUACAAAGCGUUUGAGUAUCAUCAUUUGGGUAGUCUGGCAUAUAUCGGCAACUCGGCCGUUUUCGAUUUCAAUGGAUUGAGUUUCAGUGGCGGCUUGAUGGCAGUAUACCUGUGGAGAAGCGUGUACUUUGCGCAGAGCGUGAGUCUCAGGACAAGGAUGUUGUUGGCCAUGGAUUGGAGCAAGAGGGCUUUGUUCGGAAGAGACAUGAUGAACUACUAG
Letharia columbiana is the source of this 1836-nucleotide messenger RNA. RefSeq lists its product as uncharacterized. The record is from RefSeq and is a predicted model, not a curated record. Gene Ontology annotation, molecular function: calcium ion binding; NADH dehydrogenase activity. NCBI's taxonomy places the organism in Eukaryota, Fungi, Ascomycota, Lecanoromycetes, Lecanorales, Parmeliaceae. The transcript has 4 exons. The coding region runs from base 1 to 1836 and encodes 611 amino acids.